Molecule: messenger RNA, 919 nt
Organism: Prorocentrum cordatum
Lineage: Eukaryota; Dinophyceae; Prorocentrales; Prorocentraceae
Source: the annotation of a GenBank genome assembly
GGCGGGGGUCCCCGCGGCGGCUGCCAUGUGCCCGCUGGUGGCCGCCGGCGGCGGUCGGCGCCCUGUUCCCUCUCCUGUGCGGCGUCACCCUCGCCGCGGAGGAGGCCGUGGAGGUCGCGGCGCAGAAGCAGGUCAAGGGCAAGGCAGUCGACGAGAUCUGCCAGGUGAUCACGGAGAAGCCCCCCAACAUCAAGUUCAACCCCGACUGCAAGACAGACGUCGAGGCCGUCUGGGACGCGGCGGUGGCCAAGUGCCCGCAGGCGCAGCUGACGCUGCCGAGCCCGGCGGACAUCGAGAAGCGCAGCUGACGCUGCUGAGCCCGGCGGACAUCGAGAUGCUCAUCUGCGAAGCCGCGUCGCAGAAGCAGGUCGAGGACAACGCCGUUGACGAGAUCUGCCAGGUGAUCACGGCGAAGCCCCCCAACAUCAAGUUCAACCCCGACUGCAAGACAGACGUCGAGGCCGUCUGGGGCGCGGCGGUGGCCAAGUGCCCGCGGGCGCAGCUGACCCUGCCGAGCCCGGCGGACAUGGAGAAGCUCAUUUGCGAGGUCGCGUCGCAGAAGCAGGACGAGGACAAGGCCGUUGACGAGAUCUGCCAGGUGAUCACGGAGAAGUUCCCCAACAUCAAGUUCAACCCCGACUGCAAGACAGACGUCGAGGCCGUCUGGGGCGCGGCGGUGGCCAAGUGCCCGCAGGCGCAGCUGACCCUGCCGAGCCCGGCGGACAUGGAGAAGCUCAUUUGCGAGGUCGCGUCGCAGAAGCAGGACGAGGACAAGGCCGUUGACGAGAUCUGCCAGGUGAUCACGGAGAAGUUCCCCAACAUCAAGUUCAACCCCGACUGCAAGACAGACGUCGAGGCCGUCUGGGACGCGGCGGUGGCCAAGUGCCCACAGGCAGAGGUUGAGGAGGUCGAGGACAAG